AUGGACGCGUUCCCUGGAUACAUGAAGUUCCUGCAGCGGAACACGCUGCCGCGUCGCCGCCUCAUGGGGGAGCGCUUCAGGGUCGUCAGGACGUUGGGCCGAGGCUCCUUCGGGGAGGUUGUGCUCGUGGAGGACCGAACGGCGAACGGCGCACGGGCCGUGGUGAAAAACUUCCGGAGGAAGGAGGCGGCGGCAGCCGCGGGCGAGGCGAUGGAGCGGCAAAUUCAGGAUGCCCUGGUCGAGGCGCGCGUGAUGGCAAGUUUUAACGACGACGGCAUCGUGCGCCUCAUGGACCUCUGGUUCGAGGAAUCCCAGGGCGUUGUCUGCUUCCUCAUGGAGUACUGCCCGGGAGGUGAUCUGGAGGCGUACAUGCAGAAGCACUACCCCCUCACUGAGGAGCUGCUGCUGCAUUUUUUUCUCCAGUGUCUGCUCGCCCUGGCGCAGGUACACACGAAGGAGAUCGUCCACCGUGACGUGAAGCCGUCAAACAUACUGUUGGGCAGGAAAGGCAGGCGGGUGCCGACGCUGAAGGUGGCCGACUUUGGCCUCAGCGCCUUCUGCAGCGAAGACGAUGGCGCGGUGGAAGUCUCCGUGCUUGUCGGCACACCGCUCUUCAUGUCGCCCGAAACCAUCGCGGAGGGUCUCUGCGGCUACGGAAGCGAUGUGUGGAGCCUCGGUGUUGUGUUUUACCGCAUGAUGACCAACCUUCAUCCCUUUCUUGGGAACAGCAUGGGGGCGCUGCGGCGGUCCAUCACGACCGGCGCGCCGCCGCACCCGAGCCUCCUCUCCAGGCGGGGCUACUCGCUUGAGCUGGGCGACCUCGUCAUGUCAAUGCUGGAGAAGCACCCGUUUGCGCGGCCCUCGAUGCGCCAACUUAUCUUCUCGCCACUCUUCGCGCGUGCCCUGCUGCAGUGCCCCUGGCGGAGCCGGCGGCUGCGCGGCGCCCUCUGCCUCUUUGCUUGUCACACGGACUACGCCGUCCCCGUCCUCGCGGCGCCGCGGUUCGACGCGAGCAUCGUCGGAGUUCUCGAGUUUGGGGACCACGCCUUCGUGGCCAACGAGGUGCAUGCGCGGGCGGCGCCCGGCCCCCGCAGCCUCUCGCCGGAAAUCUCAACUGCAGCCACCGACUCCCUGCCAGGUGUCGUCGUCUGGUGCCACGUCGUCGCCCCGUGGGAGGGCUACUGCUUGAAGUACGAGCGAGGCCGCGCCACGCUGCGGCACGUGGGCGACUGCACCCAGUGCGGCCCGAUAGUCGACGCGGAGACGCUUCUCUCCGCGCGUGACUCGUCGCCGGAGCAGACACUGCCGUCCGCGGUGCCGUUGACGCAGACGUCGUGCUCGCCAGCCCGCGAGAAGUCGCGCAGCAACGUGGCAAAAAACAUUCUCUCCUCGUUUUUUAGAAACUGCGGCUGA
Messenger RNA from Trypanosoma conorhini, 1413 nucleotides. RefSeq names its product putative protein kinase. The record is from RefSeq and is a predicted model, not a curated record. Gene Ontology annotation, biological process: protein phosphorylation. Bases 1 to 1413 code for a protein of 470 amino acids. Gene Ontology annotation, molecular function: protein kinase activity; ATP binding. Lineage: Eukaryota; Euglenozoa; Kinetoplastea; Trypanosomatida; Trypanosomatidae. The transcript has a single exon.